Messenger RNA from Toxotes jaculatrix (banded archerfish), 2382 nucleotides. Its product is annotated as ras and Rab interactor 2. Gene Ontology annotation, molecular function: small GTPase binding; guanyl-nucleotide exchange factor activity. Gene Ontology annotation, cellular component: endocytic vesicle; cytosol. Gene Ontology annotation, biological process: vesicle-mediated transport. The transcript has 11 exons. Lineage: Eukaryota; Metazoa; Chordata; Actinopteri; Toxotidae. Bases 1 to 2382 code for a protein of 793 amino acids. The record is from RefSeq and is a predicted model, not a curated record.
AUGCAGGAGGUGGGCAGCACAAAUCGAGGAUCUCAGCGGGUCUUCAGCGUCCUGGAUCGUCUGCUGCUCACACAUCCCGUGUGGCUGCAGCUGUCGCUCAACCAAGACUCUGCCCUCUACAUCCUGCUCAGAGAGCCUGUUGGGACCUUUUUGGUGCGUAAAUGCAGCUCCAGUCAGAGGAAGGUGCUGUGUUUUAGAGUGACAGCGGACAGAAGUGCCUCCUCUGUUAAGGAGUGCUUCAUCUGUGAGGAGGACUCCACAUUCGCCUUGGAGAGCUCAGCACUCAGCUUCCCUGACUUGUGUCGACUGGUGGCCUUCUACUGUAUCAGCAGGGAUGUGUUGCCUUUACCACUGGAGCUGCCAGAGGCCAUUGCUAAAGCCACAACACACAGGCAGCUGGAGGCCAUUUCACACAUGGGACAAGACUUCUGGAGCUCACCGAGCGCUUCAGACAUGCAAAACGGACCAGUGGACGCAUUUGCAUCAACCAGCAGCAGCCAGGCCCAGACAGCGGUGGCCCAGGAUCGAUAUUCCCUGCUGACCCGAGGCAAACAAGGCAAACUCUGCUUUAUCAACCCGCUCUUCCUGCAGCUGGAGAUUAGCAAGCAGCAACAACUCACAAACCACAGUGCCUCCAACAAACGGCACCGUUUCAAGCGCAGCAUGCGGCUCCGGCUCUCUGAGUCCUCCAUGAAUCUGUCCCUCGAGGGGGUCAGCUCCUACUCGCCUCCCCCAUCAGUGGAGCUGCCCGGUGGGUCAGAGAGGCUGCAGAAGGCCGGCACUCACCCACAGAGGAGAGUUCAUGCUGGGGCAGGGGUCCUGAGGAGAACCCCUGCUGUAUCACCGGGGUCUGCAGAAGAAGAGGACAUGAUGUCUGUCUAUGUGCCUGAAACGUCUGCCAAGGCGGAAGAGUCUCCAAAGGCCCAGCAGUCAGCCCAAGCAGAGGAGCCAGGCAUCGAGGUGGCGGUUCUCGCCCUGGAACGCCGCCCGGCUCCGUCCCUGGCCGAGCUCGACAGCAGCAGCUCCUUCAGCAGCAUGGAUGAGGACAAUGACUCGGAUUCAGAUUCAGAGAGCAUGGUCCAAACCCAGAUGUACAGCUUCCAGCGCCCGCCACUUGUACGCUCCAGAGGCCGCGGCGGGCUGCACCGUAUGAGCGAGGCCUUCGUGUGUUUCUUUGCUCCGGACAAGCGGCUGACGCGACUGGUGGAGGAGCUGUCCAGAGACAGGCGCUCCAUCUUCGGAGGCAUGGUUCAGGACUUCCUCCUGUCGCAGAGAGAGGUGCUCAAAUCCCUGGCCUCGUCUUCAUCUUCAUCGUCCUCGUCUCGGGUGACCUCUGUGCAGCUCCUGCAGGGUCUGCGGCUCUUUCUGUCCCAGGCAAAGUGCUGCCUGUUGGACAGUGGAGAGCUGGAGCCUCCCAUUGAAACCCUGGUACCAGAGAAUGAGAAAGAUCUGGCACUAGAGCGAGCCAUGUUCUCCUGUGUGCUCAGGCCUCUGAGGUCCCACCUUGAAAAAGCCCUGGUGGCGUUGCACAAUCAGGAUGGCUCCAGCCAGUGUCUCACCCAGAACCUGCUUCGCCUGAAAGGGGACGUCGCCAUGGAGAGGCUCGGCGUGCGUACGGGUGUCCCGGACAGCCGCGAGGUGGAGAGGGUGAAGCAGAAGCUGGUCCUGAUGCAGAGGACGCACUCGCCCAUCGACAAGGUGCUGCUGCUGCUGCAAGUGUGCAAGUGCGUCCACAAGGCCAUGGGGUCCUUACAUGGACAGGAAGUGAGCUGGGAUGACUUCCUGCCCUCGUUGUCUUAUGUGAUUGUGGAGUGUAACAGGCCUCACAUCCUGAUAGAGGUGGAGUACAUGAUGGAGCUGCUGGAGCCCUCCUGGCUCGGAGGAGAGGGUGGGUACUAUCUGACCAGUGUGUAUGCUAGCCUGUGUCUGAUCCAGAGCCUGGACAAGGAUCAGCCGUUCUCUGGCUGCCUGACGCCGGAGGCCCAGGAGGCGCUGAAGGAGUGGAGCUGCAGACGGAGCCGGGAAGCCCAGAGACAAAAGGAGAGCCUGCAGAGCCAGAGGUGCGUUCGGAUACUGUUCCAGGACGGGGAGCGGAGCGCCGUGCGGACGUUGCAGUGGAGAGCCGGGGAGACCAGCCAGGCCCUGGCACAGCUGUGUGCCGCCACUUUCGGAGUGUCCGACCCGCAGCAAUACACCCUGUACUGGCGCAGCGGUGGCGAGAUGAGGGCCCUGCCGCCUCAGGCUCAGCCCCAGGACCUGGCCAGCCACAGCGAGGGAGGCCCCUCGCUCUCCUACCUGAGGACCGACCACGACUUCAGCAAGAUGAGGCGGCUCACCAGAGGUGGCGCCGUGGACCUGAGCGAGUCGGUGUGUGAGGAGUGA